Cyphomyrmex costatus is the source of this 3936-nucleotide messenger RNA. RefSeq names its product Protein tyrosine phosphatase 52F. The transcript has 18 exons. Bases 1 to 3867 code for a protein of 1288 amino acids. Gene Ontology annotation, molecular function: protein binding; protein tyrosine phosphatase activity. Gene Ontology annotation, biological process: protein dephosphorylation. Lineage: Eukaryota; Metazoa; Arthropoda; Insecta; Hymenoptera; Formicidae. The record is from RefSeq and is a predicted model, not a curated record.
AUGUUCCUUGAAAGACACUUGAUACUACUUAUUCUCACUCUUCACUUCCUCUGUGUGCCAUGCAACAAUGACACAUUUACGUCGAGUGAGACAACAAUCGCCAAGUCGACGGAAUUGGAUUAUAAUUUCGGAUCGACAAACCUUUACGAUGCUGAAUCUACAACGAAUACUUUCGUGAAGAUCACAGACGACGACACGACUUCUUACGAAUCCACGGAGGAACCCCUGAAGACGGUCACCGAUAAGUCCUCAUCAUCCACUGUCGAUCAUAUCACGAGACCCGUUACUGUGCCUAACAAUGUAAUUUCUAUCGAUAGCACAAUCAGUACGGAGAUCUGCAAUCUGACGUAUGCAAACGUUGAUGCAAAGGAUGAGGUAGUUGAUUUAAAGACGGAUGAAAUAAGCACUGAAUGGAUCGUUUUCUCAUGGAAGUCUCCGUGUGAGGUGACAAUAAACUCCCCGACAUUAUAUUCCAUCGAGAUAUGCGACGAUAAAAAAAAUUGCACGCAGACAAAUGAGACCAAUAGCUGGCAUAACGCUACCGAUCUGGAGUCAUGCACGCAAUAUGAAUUUAAAGUGAAAAUGAUCACCCCACACGGGAGCUCUAAAGGAGUCGUUCUGUCAGCUACAACGGCCACUCCGGAAUUUUGGGACGCGGAAGUAAUCUCCCUAAGCACACGCACCAUCAGUGUCAACGUUAUUCAACUGACUUGGCAGGCGCCUGCAAUUCACGAGAAAUGCAUAUCCAACUACUCGAUUACCCAGUGCGAUGGAAAAUCCUGCAACAAGACCACAGCCUUUGUCACGAAUUACACUGCCAACGAUCUCGAGCCAUGCACGGAGUAUUACUUUACCGUCAAAACGGUGACGCUAUCCGUGGAGUCCUGUGGCGUAAACAAGACCGGGAAGACAGCCUCGCCGAAAUUGUCGGCACCGCAGUCCCUUCAUAUAAUACCCGGCAAUUUUUCGCUGACCGUUAAAUGGGAGCCUCCGGAGUCUGGCACGUUCUGUCUGAAGCAUUAUUACAUAACUACGGAUUUCAACUAUACCACCAAUACUACGAACACAAGUGUGGUAAUUCCGCAUUUGCACGCUUGCAAGAUGUAUCAAAUAUUUAUCAACGCUGUAAAUGAAGAUGACGUAGAAGGAAACACGAUAGACAAGAGCGCUACCACGCUUCCGUAUAGAACGAAUCCACCACUUUUGCAUACUCCAGGUAUACCGCCAAGUGUUAGAAGUCUGUCGAUGAUUUGGACCAUCCAGAAAGAGAAUAAUGAGUGCCAGCUAUCGUCUAUAAUAACUAUAUGCAAUUACACAGAGAAAAGAGGGAAAGGCUACGAGCCCGAGAAUCGCGUAUCCCCGAUGAAUAUAGAUCCCGAUAUUGCUGCAGAGUCUGUUUUCGUACUAAACACAACCGUAGAAGGGCUAAGUCCCUUUACAAGUUACAUUUGCUGGGCACAUACCGUUAAUAUUGCAGGAUACAGUGAUUUAAGUGUUGGAGUCAAUGCCACAACGUUGCAGGAUGUAUCAUCUCCACCUGAGUUUUCUGUCAAAAAUAUCACCGACUCGCAAUUCUCGUUAUCGUGGAAAGAACCGGAUUAUUUGCCCGGUUAUUUAGAAGAAUUUGAAAUCGUAAUCUAUUGGAAACCAUUAUAUUCGAUUCCAAAUUGGUGCCCUCGCGAGGAACAAGAUAUGGAUCGUUCUAAAAAAUUUAAUGUAAGUGGAAGCGUGUUUGAAUACGAUUAUCUUGAAGCAAAAGCAUUCACGCAUUAUAAAAUACGUAUAAGAGCGAAAACAGGGGAAGGAUGGAGCAACAAUAGUGAUCCCUACAUGUUUGCAAGCGAUAGCGGAGUUCCAGGGACAAUCUCAAAAUUCAAUUUCUCAUCUAUUACGAUCAAAGAAAAUUCAAAUGACACAAAUGUGUUAGAUACAAUUCUAACAUGGGGUUUACCGUGUUCAUUAAACGGUGAACUCGAAUUCUUUAAUGUAUCAGGCGUUGGUACUAGACAUGAAUAUCCACCUCAUUUUAUUUCCGAGAAAUACGAAUGCACGGAUUAUAUUCUCAACGAUUACAUGUGCUCGAUAAAUCUCAACGAGUUGAAAGGAGAGUAUAAUUAUAAUUUUACAAUAUCCACCAAAGUUAGAAACGUUGACACACUCGGAUGGCCGAUUAGUCAAAACGUGCUGUAUCCUGCCGGUAUACCGUCACAGCCUACGGAUGAAAUGAUCAAAUCGAUCACUCUGGACCCAUACAAGGCGCGCAAAACCACAACGACCGCUGCAAUUUUGCUACCCCUAUUCCCCAAUACCAGCGGCGAGAUCAAGUUCUAUGCGAUCAUGGUGGCGAAGAUGGGACACAAUAAUAUACGAGCAAACACGAGAUUCGACCUGAAGAGCAAUAAUUGGCCUAAUGCGCCCUCCUGGGAGGAAGCGACGAUGAACGAUUUCUCAAUUACGUAUCAAGCGACAUGGCCACAUUGGAAUCCUUAUCCGAACUACAUUGCUGAUUACGGGCCGCACAUAAAAGCCGUCAAGUAUACGAUCGGGGAGGAUGUUAAUUGCAAGGAGAUCUCGUCUAAUAUGGAUGAGCGGGUAUACUGCAACGGGCCUCUUAAUCCGGAUACGUGGUAUCACGUCAGAAUGAGGGCAUUUACUGACGGUGGUUACACCGAUUCUGAGAUAUUUAUGAUAAAAACAAACGCAGAACUCAAUAUCGCGCUCGUUAUCGGAGCUGUCUUCGGCAUUCUUUCCAUGGGAAUAGUGGUGACGAUGAUGUUGCUUGUACGAAAAUGCUCGCCGUACAUAGUAUUGCGAAGAUUUCUUCACUCUGACAUGCCCGGCUCGCCUGUACCCGCGCCGUUCACCAGAAGAAAAUUCAUGAGCCAUUGUCAGCAAUUGGUAGACAAUCCUGGGAAAUUGAGCAAUGAAUUUCGGCUGCUUCAGACACUCAGCGUCGAUUUGCAGAUGCCUACAAAUUCAGCCUGUUUGCAAGCUAACCGAAAGAAAAAUCGCUACUCCGACAUUUUGCCCUAUGAUUUCUCAAGAGUAAAACUGGAUGUAAUAGAUAACGACCCUAAUACGGAUUAUAUCAAUGCAUCAUUCAUAAGGGGAUAUACAGGAGAAGAUGAAUAUAUAGCUUGUCAAGGUCCGAAAGAGGAAACUACAUACGAUUUUUGGAGGAUGAUCAAUCAGUAUAACGUUAAUAUUAUAAUUAUGCUGACACAGUUGGUCGAGAAGGGCAAAGAGAAAUGUCAUCAAUACUAUCCGACAACAGGAGAAACUUUUCGAUACGAAGACAUGAUAAUACGAUGUACAAGUGAAUUAGACUUCAGAACACAUACCCAAAGAACACUUGUAUUACAAAAGGACAAUAAGAAAAGAAAUAUUAUUCACUUGCAUUUUAAAGACUGGCCCGAUCAUGAUGUUCCAGAAGAUUUCGAUCCAAUGAUCAAUUUUUGCCAAAUAAUGCGCCGUAAUAUUAUCGCUAAUAAAGGUUCCGUUGUUGUUCAUUGCAGUGCAGGAAUUGGUAGAACAGGAACAUUAAUAGCGAUAGAUAUUCUUCUACAACAAAUUAGAGAUAAUAGAAAAUUAGAUGUAUUUGGAACUGUGUAUAGAUUGCGACAUCAUAGAAUAAAUAUGGUACAAAGAGAAAGUCAAUACGCUUAUAUAUAUAAUUGUAUAAAACAAGUACUCAAGAAUCCUUAUUUCUUAAAAACUUACAAACCACCACCAGUUGAGCCAAUAUAUGAGAACACUCCUAAAAAAGCCAAAGAUACAACAAAUUCAGACACAACUCUAGUCAACAAUCUUGAAAUUUGUAUGUACUAUAUAUUUAAUAUAUAUGUAUACGUACUUUAUGCUCUGUAGCAAACUAGAUAUUUUCUUUACUCUUAUGGUAUUAUUAAUAGUAUUAAAGAAAGCACGAUAGAAAUAACA